AUGUCGAACCUCGACAACGACACGCUCUUCGGCUUCGUCUCCUCAGCCCUCAUCUCCCUCGGCGGGCUUCUCGGUUUCUUGCGGCGUGGGAGUGUCGCGUCGCUGAUCGCAGGGGGCGGAUCAGGCGCUCUGCUAGCGUACGGCGUGCAGCAGCAGCGUUUCGACAGGCAGAACGUGCAGGUUGUCGUUGGCGUCAGCGCGCUUCUCGCCGUCGUGAUGGGUCUACGGUUCGUUCGGGGGAGGAAAUUCAUGCCGGCGGGUCUCGUUACGCUCCUCUCCCUCACCCUCCUCUACCGCUUCGGCCAGCGCUUGGCGUAA
Rhodotorula toruloides NP11 is the source of this 318-nucleotide messenger RNA. RefSeq lists its product as uncharacterized. Gene Ontology annotation, biological process: regulation of heme biosynthetic process. Bases 1 to 318 code for a protein of 105 amino acids. The transcript has 4 exons. Lineage: Eukaryota; Fungi; Basidiomycota; Microbotryomycetes; Sporidiobolales; Sporidiobolaceae. The record is from RefSeq and is a predicted model, not a curated record. Gene Ontology annotation, cellular component: mitochondrial membrane.